AUGAGCGAAUUAUCGAACGCGGAGCCGCGAAGCUAUUCGCGAACAUUCGACAAGAGCAGAAUGAGAAGAAGGCGCAGCAGCGUCCUGAGCGCCGGGGCGAAGUCGCCGAAACGCGAAGGCCUCUCGGCCCUCGUCGUAGACAACGGGGCCUACAGCGUCAAAGUAGGCCUAUCGACUGCCCAAUCGCCCACUCUCGUCCCCAACUGCAUCAUGAAGGCCAAAUCGGAGCGAAAACGGCUGUUCAUCGGCGCGCAAAUCAACGAAUGCCGCGACUGCUCGGGCUUGUACUUCCUCUUACCUUGCGAAAGGGGCUACAUAACGAAAUGGGACGUGCAGAAACCCGUUUGGGACUACGUAUUCAGCAGGAACGUGCACCCGGUCGAAGACAAACCGGUCGUAAUGACCCAACCGCUGUUCAAUUUCAAAUCCAUACAAGACUGCAUCGAUGAGAUAUUCUUCGAGGAGUACGAGGUACCUUCGAUGUUCCGACCCAACCCCACCGAUCUAUCGAAACUAAAGUACCAGCAAGAUAAUAAACUCUCCAACAACUUACCUUGUAUUAUAGUAGAUUCGGGAUUUAGUUUCACGCACGUAAUUCCCUAUAUAAAUGGAAAUAAAUACUUACGAGCCAUUCGGAGACUGAACGUAGGAGGUAAAUUACUAACGAACCACUUGAAAGACUUGAUAUCUUACAGACAAUACAACGUCAUGGAAGAAACUUACGUUAUAAACCAAGUAAAAGAAGACACUUGUUACAUAUCGAACAACGUACUCGAUGAAUUGAAGCUCGCUUCGACGAAAAACAACCCCAUCGUGAGGAACUACGUCCUGCCCGAUUUCAACAACAUCCGACGAGGGUACAUCCAAGACCCCAACGACGUGAACCAAAAGGAAAUCGAAGAGAACUGCCAGAUACUGAAGUUGAACAACGAGCGGUUCGUUGUACCGGAAAUCCUGUUCCAUCCGUCGGACAUCGGGAUGAAGAGCGCCGGCCUGGCGGAGGCCGUCGUAGACUCGAUUUUCAGGUGCCCCGAGCACGCGAGGAGGGAUCUUGCGAAGCACGUUGUCCUAUCGGGCGGGAAUUGCAAAUUCCCCGGCUUCAGGGACAGGAUGUACGCGGAGUUGAGGUCUUACUUGCCGCACGAUUGGGAGGUCGGGGUGUACAUGCCCGACGAUCCGGUGGGUUACAGCUGGAAGGGGGGCUCCGCGUUGCUCAAAGUGCCGAAUUUCAAGAAUCUCUUGGUUACUAAAUCGGAGUACGAGGAGUUCGGUUCGACGAUCACCCAACAGAGGUUCAAUUCCUGGAUGACGGAUAACUCGGAGCCGGAUAGCGAAUCGUCCGAGCCGGAAAUAUCGUUUAGUUAUUUGGAUAAUAUCAAAGGGAGGUCGAUUUUCGGUAAAAACGAGCUCGGUAACAACGAUUCGAAAUUCGAAAGCAACACGAACGAAUCGGAUUCGUUAGGAUCGGAUAGCAAAACCGAUUCAAACGAUGGAACGAAUCAAAUCCCUGAAACUACAGAGAACGAUAUUAACACGGAACAUUCCACGGAACAAUCUUCUAACGGUUUCAACGAAUUGAUGAAUUCCGUCGAUUUGUUCCCGUUCGGUACAAACACUUAUCUAUGA
Messenger RNA from Phyllotreta striolata, 1626 nucleotides. The record is from the annotation of a GenBank genome assembly. NCBI's taxonomy places the organism in Eukaryota, Metazoa, Arthropoda, Insecta, Coleoptera, Chrysomelidae.